Exophiala viscosa is the source of this 414-nucleotide messenger RNA. RefSeq names its product ribosomal protein S6. The transcript has 3 exons. The record is from RefSeq and is a predicted model, not a curated record. Gene Ontology annotation, cellular component: ribosome; mitochondrial small ribosomal subunit. NCBI's taxonomy places the organism in Eukaryota, Fungi, Ascomycota, Eurotiomycetes, Chaetothyriales, Herpotrichiellaceae. Gene Ontology annotation, biological process: translation. Gene Ontology annotation, molecular function: structural constituent of ribosome; small ribosomal subunit rRNA binding. Bases 1 to 414 code for a protein of 137 amino acids.
AUGCUAUACGAGUUGAUUGCCGUGGUCCGGCCGGGCAACAUCGCCCAUGUCAAAGAGAUUGCCCGAGUCACAGGCCAGCAGAUUCUUGACAACAGAGGCGUGAUACGCGGCAUUAAGAACUGGGGACAAUUUGACCUGCCCCGACCGACCACGAAACAUCAAACCCAGCAUCACCAAGGCCACUACUUCGUCAUGCAAUUUGAUGGUUCAGUGAAGGUUCAACAAGAGGUCCGACGACUACUCGGUCUCGAUCCGCGAAUGAUUCGAUACUCUAUGGUGAAGAUUGGUGAUAAGCUCGGCGGCGUCAAUGGCGCGAUUGAAGAGGUGGAUGGAGAUAUACCCUGGAACUCUGGCGGAGGCAAAGACGUUCUCUCUUUCGCAGACACGUUCGACAAUCCAAGGGUGGCAAGAUAG